Molecule: messenger RNA, 1386 nt
Organism: Lodderomyces oxycetoniae
Lineage: Eukaryota; Fungi; Ascomycota; Pichiomycetes; Serinales; Debaryomycetaceae
Exons: 1
Coding region: 1-1386 (461 amino acids)
Source: RefSeq, a predicted model, not a curated record
AUGUUUGCACUAGAGUCUUUUCGUAUUUAUCGAUAUCUGCGGCUAUGUUGGUGUUGUAGAAGAUGCAAGACUUCAAAUACAAGGGGAAAGGAGUUUCUGUCUCAGAACCAAUCCAUUCCCGUUGAAGAUGUAAAUUCGGCAAUAGUUGAGAGAAUGAAGCUUAUACUAGAAGAAAAGAUUCAAUCACAGCUGGCUACUUCUACAAAACUACUAUCAAAAGCGGAUCCUUCAGUACAGGCUAUUCUCACGAAAUAUGAUUAUGGCUCUUAUAAUGAUAACCAGAUGGAUUUCGAACAAGCACAAGCAUACAUAAAGAACGAGCCACUAUUAUCCACCAAUAAACAUGCAAGAGAUAUUUACAAUUCUAAACCCUGGCACGGCAAAGAGUCGACUUAUGAUGCUAAUCUAAGGAUGAUCAUUGAUCUGGUGCCUAAACCUGUGAAUGAUCCAAUGAGCACUUUUAAAGCCAAGAGACGAGUAGUAACUGCAAACGAUAGGUUAUCUCUUGCAAAAGACAUGAGCUUAGAUUAUAAAGUCAACAAAAGGGGAAAGGAGGAAGCAAGAUUUCGAGAAUUGUAUAAAGAAAGAUUAUUGGGUCCUUCAAUGUUACUAAAUAAUUCAGGUUUGGUUGCAUCUUCAAUUGAUGCUGUUGGUAGUAUAGCUAGCAACAAGAUCAAUGCUUCAAUCAACCAACAGACGGGGAAAUUCGAUGAUCCUGAAAUGUCAGCUGUUCGUGGUAUGCCCUUGACUACUAGUCAUUUAAAAAAUUGUACCGAUACCAAUUAUUUCAUGAAUCAGAUAUUGAAAAAACAAGAAGUCCUUCCGCCAUGGAUUGAAGCUCAACAAUCUUUGAACAAAGCUGUGGCUAGUUUUAGGCAAAAUCUUGAUGAAAUGUGGUUUAAAUGGAUAUUGAACGAUUCGGUAAUGAGCAAUCCAAUAAACCAGGCCACUACAAUCAAUGAGAUUUUGACUUUCUACGAAAAGAACAUCACGAAAAUUACAUAUUCCAACGAGAAUAAACUUCCCAAUGUCGACCUAAAAUUCAUUGAAUCAAAGAUUAAAUUGAUAAAUUCACAAGUGCGCCAUUAUAAUCUACAAUGUCCAAGUGCGAGUGGCCAUAAGCUUAAACUCAAUGGGGACAAAGAGAUUAAGGAAUCUUAUUGGAGAACGUUGGAGCAAUUCCCCAGCUUGGUUGAAAAAUGGUACUUGGUGCAUAAAGCCAAAGGCAAAUCUAAAUUGGUAGAUAACAGUAAUAACAAUGGACAUGUUUCAGCAAUGUUCAAAGAUUUGACUUUCAAGAGUGGUGCACCUGAAAUUCAUGUAAAUAAAGACAUUGACACAAGACUUCAUUUAUGGCAAGCAAUCAAGGAUAUCUUUAAAAGGUAA